AUGCUGCUGCUGAGCCUGCCGCUGGUCCUGGCACAGGAGACGCUGAGUGGCCUGCGCCUGCGGCUUUCAGAUGGCCUUUCGGAGGUCCCGGAGGAUGCCUUCGCCUCCGGCAUUUCCCCUUGGCAGGUGGAGGAGCUGGCGUUUUUCUCGGACCUGCACUGCACGCAGCCGGCGGCCACGCCCAGCCUGGACUCCUCCGUGGGCAACGCAUCGGCUCGCUACCAGGCAUUCGACGGAGAUAACGAAACCAGUUGGACGGGGGCCUGCAGUCCCGGCGUGGAUUCCUGGAAGAUUUGCCAGGAGUCCUGGCAGCAGGGUGCGUGGCUCGCGGCUUUCUGGAGCACUCCCUCGCCGGUGGGCUGCCUGCUGCUGCAGCACCAAGGGGCGGAGCUGGCUUUGGACCGCUGGUCCAACAGCGCCUGGCAGCCCUGGCGCCACUUCGCCUUCUCUUCCGGUGUGGUGCAGCUCAGGCUGCCACAAGAGGCGGUGUGCAAUUCGGAGAUGGCGACGGUGGCAGAAGGAGGCUUUGUGCGCCCGCACUGCGGGCCGCAAAUGCAGUGGCGCUUGCGGAGCCAGGGUGGCUCUUGGACGCUCUAUGAGCUGGAAUUCUUUGUGGACAGCUUGUGCACGGAGGCGGCGGAGUUUGGGCUCCCCUUGGCCUCCCAGGGCCAGCUGCAGCUGUGGCGUCGUUUCGCCGACGGGGACUUCGCCACGGCCUGGUCCGCCUCCGGCGACGCCUGGGCUGGUGCCGCCUUCAAUCGCAGCUGGUCUGUGAGAUGCGUCCGCGUGGCGCAGCUUUUCCCUGGCAGCUCCCAGGCUCUGGAGGUGUGGAAUGGCACGGCCUGGGCGAUUGACCAGGUGCUGCCGCUGGGCUGA
This is a messenger RNA of Effrenium voratum, 876 nucleotides long. The record is from the annotation of a GenBank genome assembly. Lineage: Eukaryota; Dinophyceae; Suessiales; Symbiodiniaceae.